GCGCAUGGUUCUUGUAUUUGCUUCCUAGAUUAACUCCUUUGUCGUGUGUGUGCUUCCAGGUUUAGGCCGAUCGCUGCUCUGUAGGCUAGACGAGCUGCACCCCCGAACAGAAGCGAUGCCUCCGCCGGUCCUGGAGCUCGGGCAGGACGAGGCUGGAGAGGGUGCGACCAGCGCCUUCGUGGAGGCCCUGCGCCAGUGGGCCGCUAAGAAGCUCCAGGAGGGCCAGGGUGCGCAGGGCAAGCAGGGCGGCGGCGGCCGCACCGGCCUACUGGGCGCCGGACGACAGAAAGGCCAGUCGCGCACCGGCCUACAGGACGCCGGACAAGCAGCAAGCCAGCCCCGCACCGGCCUGCAGGACGCCGAACAGGGAAGCCAGCCGCGCACCGGCCUACAGGACGCCGGACAAGCAGGAAGCCAGCCCCGCACCGGCCUACAGGAUGCCGAACAGGGAAGCCAGCCGCGCACCGGCCUACAGGACGCCGAACAAGGAAGCCAGGGGAAUAACGACGACACCGACCAGAAGCCCUCGGCGUGCGCGAGGUGCGGGGCCAUGGUGAACCACAACGACGCAGUCCGGGGGUUGCACGAGUGCGACGACCUAGUCGAAAGCGCCCCGCUGUCCGACAGCUUCGUGGCUCAGCUGACCAUUUGUCUGGAGUGUGACACAGUGGUGGAGUGCGACAAGCUCUGCCACUGCUACCAGCUCGGUGGCCAGCACGGUGACCCGGUAGGUGUCGUGCAAGUUGACUCGCAGGGUUACUCGCUAGGCGAGCAGCACGGCGACCAGGACGGCAUCCAGGACGGCAUCCAGGGCGACAUCCAGGACGGCGACCAGGACGGUGACCAGGACGGCGAACAGCACGGCGAACAGCAGGAAGGGGAGUCCACGGCGGUAGAGCCACCCCCGAACUGCGCGCGGGAGACUGUACGUGAUCAGGAGAGUGACUCUUCUAGUGAAAUGGAUUGCUCUUCAGAGAACGUGACACCUGUCGGGGCGAGCGGUCCGUCCACCACCAGCGACAACCAGGGGAGACUUCGGUGUCGCCCCAUCAAGGAGCUACAAAUGGAGGUAGAGGAUGCCCCGCCAAAUUUGUCGUCACCGCCUGACGCGCCCAGUUCUGAUGGAAUGCCACAUUUGUCACCACAGGGAAAGAUCUACCGCCGCAUCGACGCACCGCCGAUUUUGUCACCGCAGCGCGUUGCCCACCAGACGCACUCGCCGCCUCCCUUGUCACCUCUGAAUGAACCCCCCACGAGCGGAGCACCUCUGCGUUCAUCACGCCAGGAAAGCGAGGACGACGAAGAGGCCGCCGAACUCUUAGCAACCCCGAUCCUCCAGACUAACUCCCCCCAAACUGCUGCAGUACAUCCGCACUCGACGCCUCUGCUGGACACUGAACAGUUGAGUCUUGUCCCCCAGAGCCAUGUCCACAGGGCCUCGGCGGCCACCGCCCCCAGACAGCCGUGCCUGCCGUGCCUGAUGUGCCCCGAGUCCGAGGCCGUGCUCAUGACCAGCCACGACCUGGACGCACACAUGUUCGAGGCCCACGGCGGCACCGCGGGCGACGUGCAGUGCGGGGCGUGCCAGGUCCACUUUCGCGACGAGGACACGCUGCUUGCGCACGCCCGCCGCUGCCACGACGGCCUCCUCUUCGACGUGGCGCUCCUCGGCGCCUCGGCCGCGCAGGGGGAAGCCGUGUGUCGGCUCUGCUGGCGCCAGUUCGCCGACAAGGCGGCCGUGCGCACGCACCAGGAGGCGCAGCACAUGGGCGUGGUGCCGCUCGACCGCCUCGAGCACCUGGCCUCGAUGCUGCUUAACCUGCGGCUCACGCACGUCAGCGGCCAGGACCCCGACGGACGCGCCGAGGACGACGCCGAGGUGGAGAUUGUCGGCGAAGUGUCGUCGCCCCAUACCUACGGCGGCGCCCGCAGGUGCGAUUGCGCGAACUGCCUUGGGGUGAUACGGAGACGUCCUACACAACAGUUAAUCAACUCCAGGAUUGAAACGCACACGCGGUGAUGUUGUCAGCUAACGUUAGUUGUUAAGGGCCAGCGUAAGAGAUUAAGUGAGGUAAGCAGUAUUGAGAAAAAAGAAUUACAGAGUGAAAUGGACACCUUUGCGAUUAGUAUGCAGCAGUGAAUCUCAGUGUAUGUGUAGAAUUAGGAAGUAAAUGUGAGAGGUAGGUAAGAUGGCGAGGGGAUGUGCGCCGACCCCGCCUAUACAGAAACACAGCCAGGAGCGAGCUUUUCUGAGGAGAUGUUGCGGCGGUGGUGGAUUGGCUACCUGCUUCCGAGGGUCCACGCAAAGGGAUAGGCGGGACCCAGCCGGCCCAUGUGUUGCGGGGGUAGCUGAGGAGGUAGUGGUGCAGAAGAGCUCCCAUAAGAAAAGCUCGCUCCUAGUUGUGUCUCCCUAUAUCUUUGCUUUCCUCUCAUGUUCUAGUAAUAAUUACAAGGCGCCACUUUGCGCUGUUUCACCAUGUGUCUUGUCCGUACCUGAAUACUCUCAUUAUUUGUAAAUUGUUAAUUUGCCUUAUCUUGGCAUGUGUUAAUUUGUAGUUUUUUUUAUGGAAUCAAAGACUUAUUUUUGUUUUGAAUUGUUAAUGUAUUUAACUUCAACAAGCACUAUUGGAGUACACAUAAAAAGAGAAUGUAUAGUUUAUGAACUGUUACUCUCAUUAUUUUUUAUUUGAUGAAAUAAAUAAUUGAGGGACACCAAACAAAUUAGUGUUUCUACAUGCUAGGCUAGUGUAUUUAUACCUUUACAUUGGCUAAACUAAAGACUAUAAAUUAUAUUUUUCUCAAAUAAAUUAUGUUUAUGGCAGUUGA
Molecule: messenger RNA, 2826 nt
Organism: Frankliniella occidentalis (western flower thrips)
Lineage: Eukaryota; Metazoa; Arthropoda; Insecta; Thysanoptera; Thripidae
Exons: 2
Coding region: 116-2020 (634 amino acids)
Source: RefSeq, a predicted model, not a curated record